This is a messenger RNA of Brassicogethes aeneus, 2467 nucleotides long. The record is from the annotation of a GenBank genome assembly. NCBI's taxonomy places the organism in Eukaryota, Metazoa, Arthropoda, Insecta, Coleoptera, Nitidulidae.
CACAUGUCAUUUUAAAAAUAAUUCUUAUGUUCAAGGAAAAAUGAUUUCGUUUCGAAUUGUAUUAUUAAUUUAAGCGUAAAUAUAACUUAAUUUUAAAUGGGCUGCCCUCAUUAUUGUGUAAUCCAAGAAUGUUAAAACAGAAAUAAGUGAUAAACUGUGUAAAUAUUUAGCAUACUUUCAUAAAGAAAUGUGAAAAUUAUAUUAUAUUCGUGCCAAAUGACCAAAGUAUCUAGUCCGAUGACUAUUUUAUAUCAGACUAAAAUGCGUGAUAUCGACAGGGAUGAGUUAGAUCGGAUACCCUCAAAAGACAGAGCCACAUAUUUGGAUAUAUCAGGCUUUGUUAUUUCGAUUGUUAGUCACCUUAUUGAUGUAAUACUGGACUUGAAUUUAGCAUACAGAUACUACGAAUCUGCAAAUGUGGGAAACUUUGUUACAACAAUGGGUUUUAUUCUUAUUCCCGCCAUGAUAAACACAGCUUUCAGUGUUAGGAUGUACGUGUUGGACAGUGAAAACAAAAAUAGGCACAGUACUUUAACCAAAAAGUUAACAAAACAAAGCAUCUGCUAUGUUAUUGUUUUAAUUUUCCAGCUGGCACCAGUUUUAAGGUAUUUUGAUGCCCUUAAGUAUUCAUGGAAAUCAAAGCAAGCCGAAAAGAACAAAGAUCCAGAGAAUCAAAGGAAAUACUAUGAACUUAUGGUUAAAGAGGAUUCCGAUGUGGCCUUGUUGAGAGUUUUGGAGUGCUUUUUGGAGGCUGCUCCACAGCAAAUACUCCAAUUGAGUAUCAUAUUUACAAGUCAUGGAAUGGGAAAAUUAAGUACCCUCAACAUUGUCCAUCAAUACCUCUCCAUUGGGAGUAGUUUUGUAAGUAUGGCUUGGUCAAUGGCUUCAUACCAAAGACUUUUAAGAGUUUCUCUUAAGAAUAAAAGCAACAUUUCAUGGAAAGGAACAGUGGUGCAGUUUUUAUGGCAUGUCCUUGUCACAGUUUCAAGAAUACUUUGCAUCAGCGUUAUGGCAUCGGUGUACCCAGUUUCCACAAUCGCAGUACUAAUGAUCCAUUGGUUUGUGAUGACGUUUUGGCUCUCUACAAGUCAACCGAACAACUUUUGCGGGCACAACAGGUUCUAUGAUUUCCUAUUUUUCUCGAUAUUCGGGGCGGUCAACAUUUUCACUCACGUCGUAUUAGUCGACGGUCCAACGUGCUGCAAGUACACUCUGUUCUACUUGGUGCUUUUUUGCGAAAACAUGGCGGCCACUGUCGUUUGGGUGAUCAGUGCCGAUGACGACUUAAAACAAACCAUGUACUUUAAGCCGAUCAUCUAUGCAAACGUCAUACCGUUUUUGAUAGGCAUUAUUUUUAUGAUUCUAUACUACAAGUGCUUCCAUCCGAGUACUGUAUACAGAACACAACCGGUCGAAAACGGCACCAGCUAACAAACUGCAGUAUUUCGCUGCUUUUGCGAGUUAACUUAAUAUUUAGAUGAAUCUCAUCGAAUGCAAAAAUAGUUUUUUUUUUCAUUAACAGCAAGGGGACAUUCUACUGUUUGUUAAUCUUUAAAAUAAGGAAGAAGCAAUUUUAUCCCUACACAGAAAAUAAUUUUUUAUACCAACAACGUCUUCAGUCUUUAUUUUGAUAUAUUGUAAUUAUUUUAAAACUAAUAUUACCUACCUACACCUUUAAAACACAGCUGACACAAUUUUUUUAAAGCGUUUCCAUAAAAUUUGUAUCAUGCCUUCUCUGAUUAUUAAUUUGUACAAAAACUGUUUCGCAUUUUUGUGUAAAAUUUGGCUCGAAAAUGUAUACAAAAUUUAUGAAUUUGAAAAUACGCAAAUUCUUAUUUUUAAUAGUUAAUUGUUAAUUUGACAAUAAAAAACAUUUGGGCCAGGUAUCUUAACCACUAGACCAUGCAGGUUAUAUUUUAUUCUAAACAAACUUUUUACUAAGGCGGGCUUGGAAUGUCUGAGCAAAAUUCCGCGCGCGUUUUCAAUGACAUAAUAACAAUACAUUUUAAGGUUUAUAUUAUUUCUCGUUAUACAUUUUCUGUCAAUAUUUUAGCAGAACUUGAUAAAAAAUUGUAAACAUUUAUAAUGCAAAUUUAGUGCAAAUGCGUUUUCAUGCAAGAUUUGUUUCAAGGGAAGCAUAACCUAAAAUUUAAUUAAUAAAUAAUUUUAACUUACUUAAUGCUAACAGUUAUCGCGAUUUAAAAAAAUGGCCUUCAAACUUAAAGCUUAUCACAUAAAGCCUCACUAAAUAACUAUUUUCUACUCUCACCUUUAAAACGCCCAUUAUCGUACAUGUUUCCAUGACACUAAGUGACCUUUUAAAUACACUUUUACAAGUUGUGACUUUAUGGCGUUUUAGUCACGGGCUGAAGUUAGCAACAGGUUUUUAGUCACGGGCUGAAGUUAGUUUUAAGUUAGUUGACAGUUGUCAAAUGUCAUACAAUCAUCUUGUAAAAUAAUACUGAAU